Molecule: messenger RNA, 1177 nt
Organism: Procambarus clarkii (red swamp crayfish)
Lineage: Eukaryota; Metazoa; Arthropoda; Malacostraca; Decapoda; Cambaridae
Source: RefSeq, a predicted model, not a curated record
GUUUCUGUAUACGAAAUAGAGUGUAAAGGAAGUAAUUAGGUGUAGGGAGGCGCGGGUGGAGGAGAAGGCGCACGUGUACACCCCGACCACCAGACCCCCGGACCUGCAGCAGGAGUGACUGCCCGCCACAACAUGGACAGGAAUAUCAACUUCAAGAGCAUGGAUUCCGAACGAGAAAAGUUUCGUACUUACAUUGAGAAAUCGGGCGUCAUGUCUGCACUGACUGAUGCCCUUGUACGUCUUUAUGAAGAAACUGAGAAGCCUAGCGAUGCCCUGAAUUAUCUCAAAACAACUUUGGGCACCAGGACAGUUGAUGAUGAUCGCAUGCGCAUGUUUGAAGAAAAGGUGAAAGAACAGCAGCACAGUAUUGAAUCACAAAAGGCAACAAUUGAAGCUCAGCAAUCAGAAAUUGCUUGCCUUAAGGAACGAUUAGCUAAGUUUGAAGCCAAAGACAAAGCAAGUAAGCUGCCACAAGAGGAUGCGACACAAGCUUAACAAAUAAGUACAGAUAUCAACAUUGCUGUUAGGUAAUUUAACUCGGACAUGGUGCUGGGAUUGCACAUUCAUCAGUUUUAAGAUGAUGUAUACUGCAAGAGUUAAGGUUGCCACAUAAAAUUCAAUUUGUGGUUUUUUUUUUAUAUAUAUAUAUAUAUAGACAAUAUAAAUUUAAUAUAGUAAAAGUUAUUAACCAUAGAUUUUUUGCAGUGGGAAAUAUUUUCCAGUCCUGCAUUUGAAUUUAAAGUACAGUACAUAUAUGUAGAUGUAAUUUUUCUUCAUACUACAUUUGAAUAUCCAGUUUUGGGUCAUUUUUAUGUAUGGUAUUUACAGUACAUUAUUAUUAAGGGUUUUGUAUUUUUAUUUAGGUAACAAUGGAAGCUCGUUCAGUUUUACCUACAGUAAAAAAAAAAUUAAUUUGCCAAACCUAAAAAUCUGGAAUGUUUUGUAAUUAAUAGUGUAGAAGAGUAAAUAAAAUUUUACCUAUAUCAUUACUAAUGUAAAUAUGUAGGACAGUAUUUAUUCUUUAGUAAAGUAAUAACUUGUAUAGUAUUUUGGUUCAUAGGUUAGAAAGUUUUGUCUUCUGAUUUCUCCGCUACAAAUACUGUACUACAAAAGUAAUUUAGUUCAGAUGGUAUUUUUGUAUACAUACAUACAGUAGAAUAAAAAUUCUGUAUCAUGA